AUGUGUAUGCGUUUCCUGCGUCAGCGUGUCCUCCGUACUGUAUUUUGGAAAUGAUUUCGUUCGAAGAUAGUGUUGUGUACAAGCGAAAGGCUGAAGUAUUUGAAAUUCUCCCGCAGUGGAAAACACGUGUGUUGGAGCUGCACAGAAAUGAUUGUAAUGUGCAAGAAAUUAAAUCUUUAAACAUCCUUGUUGAUGUUAAAUCAAGGGAGGAGUUUGGACAGUGGUUGGCUCAGUUUGAAAACAUAACAAAAACAACUUAUACAAUAAGGUGCGCUGAACCUGCAUCAGGAAAGUAUGUUGUUUGCAAACAAAGGCUGGUCUGUCACCACAAUACUCGCAGUAUAAAAGUUCACGGUUCAGUGCAAAGGGCAACAAAAAACACUGACUGUCCAUCAAAAAUGACAGUGACAAUUCACACUGUGCGUGAUAGAUACAGAGGUAAGUCUGUAGAGAAAGCAAUGCUCUACAAGGAAAUGCCGUGUGAGGUUAACUUGGUGUUGGGUCAUAACCACAGUGUUGAGAGUGCUGCUGCUUUAAGAUUUAGACAACCAUCAAGUGAUGUCAAAGAAAAAUUAAUAUCCCUGUUUGAAAGAGGUCAUUCACCAGCCACUGCUCUUGAGUCAAUAAAGGUUGAAAUUCAGCUGAAUUGUUCAGAUUACCCUUUAGUCCUUGCAGACAGAAGCAGGUGUCCUGAUUACAACUUUUGCCACUAUUUGUUCAACAAAGUUUUUAAGAAAAAGUAUGGGCCAACAGACUUGAACAAAGAAGGAAAGCAGCUGUUACAACAGAGGUUAGAGGAAUACAACAGCGAAGUUGGAGCUGUGUGUGCCAAGAUGAUUCAGUAAGAUGAUGAUUAUAUAGUAUGGUAAGAGUAUAUUUACAAAUUUGUAGUCUGAUGAAAACUUUAUGCAUAUACAUUUAGCUACUAUUAAUAUUUGUAUAAUUGUUUUUCAGCAUUUGCUCACCACUGAUGCAAAAAGUCCAUACUCGUGUAAAAGCUGCUUCCAAACUUGUAUUUAUGGAUUCCACUGGUUCUCUGGAUCAUGACAGCAGCAGAGUGUUCGUUUUACUUACUCACAGUGAGUGUGGAGGUUUACCACUAGGAGUUCCGAUUAUGUCUUCAGAAAGCUGCGGAGUUAUAGAAAUGGGACUAGAGUUGCUGAAAGAGAUAGUGGGGGAAAAUAUUUUGGGGGAAACAUCAAUGGCCCAAGUGUGUUUCUGACUGACGACAGCCAUUCAGAACAAAAUGCAAUUAGAAGGUGCUUCCUAAACACAAAAGCUUUGUUGUGUAUAUUCCACGUCCUGCAGGCAGUGUGGCGCUGGCUUCUCAAAGCAAAAAAUGCUAUACCACAGCAAAAACAGUGAGAGUUCUUCCAGAAUUUCAAAAAAAUAAUGUUUGCGCAAACAAAAAAAAAAAAAGGAAGCAGUGGUAAAUUAUAAUGUAACAAGAGCGAACAUCGGUGAAAAUAAUCAAAAUUUAUUGAAAUACUUGGAAGGGUUUUGGGAUA
This is a messenger RNA of Schistocerca nitens (vagrant locust), 1508 nucleotides long. RefSeq lists its product as uncharacterized. NCBI's taxonomy places the organism in Eukaryota, Metazoa, Arthropoda, Insecta, Orthoptera, Acrididae. The record is from RefSeq and is a predicted model, not a curated record. Bases 51 to 845 code for a protein of 264 amino acids. The transcript has 2 exons.